AUGCAGGCGCAAGGACCUGGGGAGCAGCGUUGUCCUGGCCAAAAACUUUUCGAAGGCAUCGCUAACUGGCAAAAGACAGACGGACCACCGGCAGCUUUAGCUCUAGUUGUCUUGCCUGAUAUUAGGUGUGGGUGGUAUUAUCGUGUUAGCCCAGUUGAUUGCUGGCUUCGCAGGCGAAAAGGUCUGGCCAAAAAACUGAAAAUGCUUAACCGCUGUCUAAUCUUAGUGCUACUGGCACCUGCCGCUCUGGCGGCCUACUUCGGCGGCUGUGAUAAUACCUACACCUUGAAUCCGGGAACCACUUACGUGGAGUCACCUUACUACCCUAGGAAUUAUCCUGGCGGAACGUCCUGCCGGUACAAGUUCACCGCUCCCCUGGAUUACUACAUUCAAGUACAGUGCACCAUCGGCCUGCCCUCGAAUAAUGGUGCCUGCACUACGGACAACUUCUGGCUGGACUCGGAGGGAGAUCUUCUGAUGCGUGGAGCCGAAAAUUUUUGCGGCUCAGGGUCCCUUUCGCGGGAGUCCCUUUUCAGGGAAUUGGUUUUCGCUUACAUUUCCACGGGCACUCAGGGUGGCAACUUCAGGUGCGUCUUGACCACCGUUAAACAGCCUUGCAAUUGCGGCUGGUCAGCCACUCAGCGGAUAACCAAUGGCGAAAAUGCUGCGGCCAAUGAAUUUCCCAGCAUGGUGGCUCUCAAGGAUGUGACCAAGCCGUACGAGAAUUCAUUUUGUGGGGGAACCAUAGUGGCUCAUCGUUAUAUCGUGACGGCUGCUCAUUGUGUUUAUCGAGUGACCCAAGCCACAAAUAUUAUUGCCAUUAUGGGCACAAAUAAUCUGAAUAGUGCUUCCAGUUCCAGGUACUUCCAGCGACAUAAUAUCCAACAGGUGAAAAUCCAUCAGAAUUAUAAUCCAGAUGUCAACAACGAUAUUGCCAUCUUGAAAACGGCCACUAAUAUUGAGUGGUCCCGUGGUGUAGGUCCUGCCUGUCUACCGCCUGUGGGAACUAUACAAACAUUUGCCUAUGACACCGUCGAUGUAAUUGGCUACGGAACCAUCUUCUUUUCGGGACCCGUUUCCAAUGGCCUGCAAAAGGUCAACCUGAUGGUGGUGAACAAUCAAGACUGUCAAACUGAAUAUUCCGAUGUGAAUAUCUACCAGUCCCAGAUGUGUACCUAUGAUUAUUCGGGCAAUAGUCGUGACUCCUGUCAGUAUGAUUCCGGUGGUCCAGUUAUCCUGCGCAAGGCCAGACAGUUCCUGGUGGGAAUCAUUAGCUUUGGCAAGAGUUGUGCGGAAUCUGCAUAUCCGAUGGGUGUUAAUACCAGGGUUACUAGUUUUGUUAGUUGGAUUCGAGAUAAUAGUGAGAACUCCAACUGUGUGGUCAGUUUGUAAAUGGAAAUAAAUUUGAUAUGAUUUGGAUUGAAUUGGA
This is a messenger RNA of Drosophila kikkawai, 1429 nucleotides long. RefSeq names its product venom serine protease. Gene Ontology annotation, biological process: proteolysis. Gene Ontology annotation, molecular function: serine-type endopeptidase activity. NCBI's taxonomy places the organism in Eukaryota, Metazoa, Arthropoda, Insecta, Diptera, Drosophilidae. The record is from RefSeq and is a predicted model, not a curated record.